Tremella mesenterica DSM 1558 is the source of this 2355-nucleotide messenger RNA. RefSeq lists its product as uncharacterized. The coding region runs from base 1 to 2355 and encodes 784 amino acids. The transcript is spliced from 7 exons. The record is from RefSeq and is a predicted model, not a curated record. Lineage: Eukaryota; Fungi; Basidiomycota; Tremellomycetes; Tremellales; Tremellaceae. Gene Ontology annotation, cellular component: mitochondrion; cytosol. Gene Ontology annotation, molecular function: aconitate hydratase activity; 4 iron, 4 sulfur cluster binding. Gene Ontology annotation, biological process: tricarboxylic acid cycle.
AUGAGAAGAGUAAGAUCGGUCAGAGGUCUAGCGACUCCCACUUCUCUCCCUGUCAAAGAUUGUACUUCUCUCAUUCCCCCUUACCCACGUCUCCUCAAGACGUUGGAGAAAGUUCGGGAUGUUUUACCCAAGGGAACGAAAUUGACUUUGGCGGAGAAGAUAUUAUAUUCUCAUUUAAGAGAUCCGGAAGAGAGUUUAGGUGGAGGGGGGAAGGUGAGAGGGGAGAAGUACUUGAAGUUGAGACCGGAUAGAGUUGCGAUGCAGGACGCUUCAGCUCAAAUGGCAUUAUUACAAUUCAUGACCUGUCAACUUCCUUCUUGCUCCGUACCCGCUUCUAUCCAUUGUGAUCAUCUAAUCCAAGCUCAAACCGGUGCAUCUACCGAUUUAGCCAGAUCGAUCGAGACAAACAAAGAAGUCUUCGAUUUUCUAGAAUCAGCAGCGAAGAAAUACGGUAUAGAGUUCUGGCGUCCUGGUUCAGGUAUAAUUCAUCAAAUCGUUUUGGAAAAUUACGCUGCUCCAGGUUUAUUAAUGUUAGGUACUGAUAGUCAUACUCCCAAUGCUGGUGGUUUGGGUAUGUUGGCUAUCGGAGUUGGAGGAGCGGAUGCAGUGGAUGCUUUGACGGAUACACCUUGGGAAUUGAAAGCUCCGUUGAUCACGGGAGUUGAGUUGAUUGGGGAGUUGAAAGGUUGGGCUACACCAAAAGAUUUGAUUUUACAUUUAGCGGGGAAGUUGACCGUCAGAGGAGGUACAGGACGUAUCCUCGAAUAUUUCGGUCCCGGCGUUUCAUCCCAAUCCUGUACUGGAUUAGCUACCAUAGCCAAUAUGGGAGCAGAAGUCGGUGCUACAACUUCAACAUUCCCUUAUUCCCAAAACAUGUCUUCAUAUUUACAUUCAACCGGUAGAGGACCUGUUGCUGUCGCAGCGGAUAAAGCACAUUCUCUCGGAUUUUUAUCUUCAGAUCCUGGCUCAACAUACGAUGAAAUAAUAACAAUAGAUUUAUCUAAACUCGAACCACAUUUAAACGGUCCAUUCACACCUGAUUUAGCAACACCUUUAUCAAAAUUCCCUUCUUUUUUAAAAUCCAAUAAUUAUCCAACUUCAUUAUCAUCAGCUUUAAUUGGAUCAUGUACGAAUUCAUCAUACGAAGAUAUGUCAAGAGUCACUUCGAUAGCAAAACAAGCAGAAUCAGUAGGGUUAAAAUCAAAAGUACCAUUUUUGAUAACACCUGGUUCUGAAAUGAUCCGCGCUACUAUAGAACGUGAUGGAUUACAAGAAACUUUAGAAAAUGUUGGUGGUACGGUUUUAGCGAAUGCUUGUGGACCUUGUAUAGGACAAUGGAAAAGAGAAGAAUCUAAAAAUCAAGAUAAUAUAAUCCUAACUUCUUUCAAUAGGAAUUUCAAAGCUCGAAAUGAUGGGAAUAUGAAGACGAUGAACUUUUUAGCUUCACCUGAAAUCGUUACAGCCAUGUCAUUUUCUGGUUCUCUCUUAUUCAACCCUAUUACAGAUUCUAUAGUGUUGGAAAAUGGGAAAGCAUUCAGAUUCGAGGUUCCAAUCGGGGAUACUUUACCUCCUAGAGGUUAUGAAUUGGGUGAAAAAAGUUAUAUACCUGAACCUAAUCCUGAACCUGUGUCGGAAACGGAAGUCAAGAUCAGUAAAGAUAGUCAAAGGUUGGAGGUUUUAGAACCUUUUGAUUCGGUUUUCGAAGAUGGACCUAGGGAGUUGGAAGGUUUAACUUGUUUGUUGAGAGUGAGGGGGAAAUGUACAACCGAUCAUAUCAGUGCCGCAGGGGCAUGGUUGAAAUACAAAGGCCAUCUUACUAAUAUAUCGGAGAAUACAUUGAUGACUGCUGUCAAUGACGAAAAUGGUCAAAUCAACGUUGCUGUUGAUCCUCUCACAGGAGAUGAAGAUACUAUUCCUCGAACUAUGCAGAAAUAUAAAGCUAGAGGAGAACCAUGGAUGUUGGUGGUUGAUGAUAAUUACGGAGAAGGAAGUGCACGUGAACACGCAGCACUCCAACCUAGAUUCUACGGUUGUUCACUCAUCCUAGCCCGAUCAUUCGCCAGAAUCCACGAAACAAACCUUAAGAAACAAGGUAUAUUACCAUUAUGGUUUUCGGAUAAAUCAGAUUAUUCAACAAUAUCUUCCGGUGAUAUUAUCUCAACCAUUGGAUUGAAAGAAUUAUUAGAAACGGGUAAAGUUACUCCUUUCUAUGAUCUUCUCAAACGAAGUGGACAUGGGAAAACUCACGCUUCUAAUUCAUCACCAACCAUCAAUACCCCUCCACCCGGUUGUUCAUCGCAUGAAGCACAAGCUAUUCGAUAUAUCUCCGGAUCGGGUUUCGAGCAGUUUGUGUAG